UUCUCUUCUCCGUCUCUGUUCUGUCUCUCUUCAGCUCUCUUCCCCACCCCACACUCUUUCCGCUUUAAAACCAGCGAACUUUGACGUGCCAAUCAACCACGAUUGUUUUAGCAGCCCGCCAUUCGAUUGCGCUUUUCCUAAACUAUAUAUACGAAUUGUAGAGGCAGAUGCAUGACCAAAAGAAGGAUAAAUCCAAAGAUUACCUCCUUGGUCUUCACUGGGCUGCUACUACCGGCAAUGUUGGUCUAGUCAAGUUUGCUCUGGACCACGGCGCGCCUAUCGAUGCCGUUGUAAACGGUUUUAUGCCGCUGCAACUAGCGUGCAUCAGCGACAAUAACAUCGCGGUUGUCCAAUAUCUCAUCGACCGAGGUGCUGAAGUGAAUGCCCAACGAUGGUCUAAAAAGCAUAGUGCAGAUAAAUCCCAAGCCGUUGCUGGAGCCAUUGGAUCGACGGCACUACACGUGGCGUGUGCGAACGGAUGUGCAAAGACGGUGGAUCUGUUACUACGCAACGGUGCAUUAGUUCACGUUAAGGACAAGUACGGAUCCAGCCCGCUAGAUAUUGCCGCCGCAAAGCACCACGUGGAGAUUGUACGCCUUUUGGAAACCUUUGGAGCUAUGCAACGAAAAUCGCGAUACUCGACGUACUCCGAGUUCGCCAGCAGCAACAACACCUCCAUCACCACAGCUGACGACGGCAUCGUCGGCAGAAAGUCCAUUGACGUUGUCUCCAUGACCCAGAGUGAGAAGGCCGAACGGUUUCGGCGUCCUAGUCUGCCGUCUGUUUUUGAAGGCAAGGCCCCAUUGCAUGUUCCCCCACUUUCAACGCUUCCCCCCAAGGCAACACCAUCACCAACACCAGCAGCAGCAGCAGCGUCACCAUCACCACCAUCCUCCGAUCCUCGUGCACCGAGACGGAGCCUCAAUAUCGCACGUCCGACCCAAGAAGACCUCGCUCCUGCUGUUCCUCAAUCCAUCGAUAUUCGUCGUCGCCACUCCACGCGAAACAAAACUCCUGAACUCGCAUCUUCCAAAUCAUCUGACGAAUCGACUGCAGACGAAUGCUGUCCACCUUUAGAGAACCCAUGGAUCGCUGCGGAGAGCCAAUCGUUAUCCCCACAAUCCUCAGGGCAGCAACCCGAUUGGUACGGAUACGGUGUAGUGAAUCGCUACGACGAAGAAAACUACCUCCUGUCACUUGAACGGCGAGCGUUCAAUUUGAAUAACGACGAAGUGGCCGGCAGACGCUCGCUUGAUCAACGGCCUAAUGCCGGUAAUGCCACCCGUCAAAACUCAUUGAAACGCUGUAGUUCCGAUGGCGGGCAUCUACGGACGACUGCACUCAUGAACGCUAUGGCGGCCAAUACAGCUCAAACAGAUACAGGCGCAGCGGAAAGCGACAGUGAACCAACACCACGUCCUUCAGUCGUGCUCGAUGAUGGUCCAGAAGCAGAAGCUCUUCGGAAUUUCCAAGAACGAGAAAUGAAGAAGGCGUGGUGGAGUGCGUUUGGCGGACGAAAGUCCAUGGAUGUCGCCACGUACCAUUACGGUCGCGGUUCUUUGGACGUGCCGCGCAAGAGCUUAGAUCUGCGGCCCAGCCUGGACAGCUUACAACAGUUGGCAAAGAAGAGUGUAGAAGGUCUAUCACGACGCAGUGUCGACUGUCAAGAACGACCAAGCAGUCCAGCGGACCAAUACAGCUCUCCAAGUCGGCCAGGCUUGCUUUCAAGGCUUGUUGGAGCUUGGUCUAAAAAAUAAGGACUGGUUACUAUGCGCUCUAUACACAAUUCACAUACCACAAACAAACAAACACAUUGACUCACUCGCAAUCUAUUUUACCCACCUCCUCACUCCAUAACCGCACCACAUAUACUCACCCCAUAUCACCCUGUCCACAAUUCCCCUUAUUCCAAAACUAGCACUCGCACACCAUUGUUUCUUUUAGGCCCAACCCAACCACUCCCUUCUGCAUUGUAUAUAUUAAUUUAGCUGGGCAAAAAAAAAAUCAAC
Messenger RNA from Zychaea mexicana, 2009 nucleotides. RefSeq lists its product as uncharacterized. Gene Ontology annotation, cellular component: nucleus; cytoplasm. Lineage: Eukaryota; Fungi; Mucoromycota; Mucoromycetes; Mucorales; Lichtheimiaceae. The transcript has 3 exons. Gene Ontology annotation, molecular function: protein binding. The coding region runs from base 168 to 1757 and encodes 529 amino acids. The record is from RefSeq and is a predicted model, not a curated record.